Molecule: messenger RNA, 1323 nt
Organism: Pseudomyrmex gracilis
Lineage: Eukaryota; Metazoa; Arthropoda; Insecta; Hymenoptera; Formicidae
Product: lipase 3-like
Exons: 8
Coding region: 2-1234 (410 amino acids)
Biological process (GO): lipid metabolic process
Molecular function (GO): hydrolase activity, acting on ester bonds
Source: RefSeq, a predicted model, not a curated record
GAUGCCGUCAAUAACAGGUCGGCAUAAAAUGUUUGCCAUGAUAAUUGUUAUUCUGAGCUGUUACUUCUCGUUGACGGCCGGACUAAGUUAUUUUGCCAAACUGAACGACAAUCCCGACAUCAAGCUCACAACACCCGAAUUAGUGACAAAAUACGGAUAUCAUAUAGAGAUUCAUGACAUUAUUACGGAAGAUGGUUAUAUUCUGCAACUGCAUCGAAUAUCGAACGGUCGCAAUAAUAAUGAUGUGAAAUGUAAAAAGAAAACAAUACUUUUAAUGCACGGUUUGGGAGGUAGCUCCGCCGAUUGGAUUCUCACGGGUCCUAAGAAAUCAUUAGCAUACAUAUUAGCUGAUACCGGUUACGACGUGUGGCUAGGAAAUAACAGAGGCAACGUUUACUCGAAAAAUCACACUUCAUUGUCACCGAAAAAUCGAAGUUUCUGGAAUUUCAGUUAUCACGAACUUGGUAUCUACGAUCUUCCUGCGAUGAUCGAUUAUAUUUUAAACGUAACGAAGCACGAGAAAAUCAUAUACAUUGGUCAUUCGGAAGGUACAACGCAGUUUUUCACGAUGGCUUCGGAAAAACAUCGGUACAAUUCGAAAAUCAGUCUGAUGAUCGGGCUGGCACCCGCGGCUUUCAUCGGCAAUCUUAGCGGUCCGAUUACAAAACUAGCAAAGUUGACAAAUCUCGGCGCGUGGAUCGGUGAAAAUUUUGGAUAUCCAGAAAUGCAUUCUCGAUCCUCUUGGGGAAAAUUCGUAUCGAAUCUAUUCUGUUACGACACGGCAGUCACACAAUUCUUCUGCACCAAUAUGCUAUUUAUGUUCAUUGGAUUUAGUCAGGCGGAAUUAGAUACGGAAACUCUAGCGGUUAUCACCGGUCAUGUGCCCGCAGGCGCUUCUUGGAAGCAAUUGGUUCAUUAUGGUCAAGGAUAUAUUAAUGCAGGACAGUUUAGACAAUUCGACUAUGGCAAAGACAAGAAUCUUCGAAUGUACAAUUCGACCACACCGCCGCAUUACGAAUUAGAUAAGAUCACGGUGCCGAUUGUUCUUUUUAGUGGCGAAAAUGAUUGGUUGACACCUACAAAGGAUGUUGAAGUUUUAUCCUCGAAGCUUAACAGUGUACUGUAUCAUUACAAGAUCCCUAAUUCUACGUUUAAUCACUACGAUUUCCUGUGGGGAAAAUCUUCUUUCCAAACGGUGUUUCAACCUAUAUUACAAUUACUAUCUCAAUAUUAACAAGUGUUCUCACUUUCAAACAACACUAAAAGACAAUUGAUCUUUGUAACAAAAGAAAUUAUAAAAAAAUUAUAAAAAUAAAAUAAAAC